AUGAGACGGCUUGUUGAUAUCGGUGCUAAUCUUACUGACAAAGUCUUCAUGGGUGUUUACCGCGGCGUACUCCAGCAUAAAAAUGAUUAUCAUAAUGUUUUAUUUCGAGCCAGGAAAUGUGGUGUGGAGAAAAUAAUUAUAACUGGAGGGUCACUCACUGAUAGUGCUGAGGCUAUAUCCCUGUGUGAAUCUGAUAAGGACCUCUUUUGUACAGUUGGAUGCCAUCCUACAAGAUGUUUGGAGUUUCACGAGGAUCCAGAUAACUACCUGAAUAAACUGGAAAACCUAAUUCUGACGACGAAAAAAGUAGUAGCUGUAGGUGAAUGUGGUCUCGAUUAUGACCGUGAAGAGUUUUGUCCAAAAGAUAUCCAGAAAGAAUAUUUUGACAUUCAACUUAAGUUAGCUAGUGAUGUUAAGUUACCUUUAUUUUUGCAUUGUCGAGCUGCACACGAUGACUUUCUACAAAUGAUCAAAAAUGCUAAGCAGUCAUAUUUUCAAGGCAAGCCUUUUCGAGGUGUUGUGCACUCAUUUGAUGGAACAGACGAAAUGGUCAAAUGUUUCACUGAUAUGGGAUUGUAUAUUGGUGUCAACGGUUGCAGUCUGAAGAACCAAAGUAAUUUGGAAGUUGUGCAGAAAAUCCCGCUUGGUCGGCUGUUAUUAGAAACAGAUGCUCCUUGGUGUGAUAUUAGAAGAACUCAUGCAGGAUAUCGUUUUGUUAAGACACACCACACUUAUCGCAAGCAUAAUUCGUGGGAUGAAUCCUACAUGGUCAAAGGACGCAACGAACCUGCUAACCUUGUCCAAGUUCUGGAAGUUGUUUCUGCUGUGAAAGGAGUAAGCGAGGAAGAACUAGCUGAAAUAACAUAUCAAAAUUCAAUUGAUUUAUUUUCUUUGCCAAUAUAAAGCUUUAUAAAAAUUAAAUUCUAGUAAGGAGAGCCAGUUUUGAUAGACUUCAGCAUUUUUAGCUAUGUGCCAAACGUUGCUGCGCGUUUCUGGGUCACUAAAAGUACUUACAUAUUCGUGUUAGCGCUGAUCAAAAUAAAAGGAAAAAAUGAACUCUAGUUUUUGCAAAAAUAUGUUAAAAUAAGCUGAUAGAGGCAGCUUUGAAAUAAGACGGAAACAUACCUCGCCUUUUCAAUUCUACAGACCAGUCACCUAGCGUACAUUAGAAACUAACAUCUAUGAUUUCCGAAUAUAUAUCACAAAGGUGUACAGAUCUAAAGUUAUAGCUUGUUUUUCUACUUUUAAAUUGC
Molecule: messenger RNA, 1253 nt
Organism: Schistosoma bovis
Lineage: Eukaryota; Metazoa; Platyhelminthes; Trematoda; Strigeidida; Schistosomatidae
Source: the annotation of a GenBank genome assembly